This is a messenger RNA of Hydatigera taeniaeformis, 522 nucleotides long. The record is from the annotation of a GenBank genome assembly. NCBI's taxonomy places the organism in Eukaryota, Metazoa, Platyhelminthes, Cestoda, Cyclophyllidea, Taeniidae.
GUAAACUUUGAUCGAAACAAACACCUCUCUGAUCUCUCUGUGCGCCGGAGAAAAGCGGCGCGUGUUCAGCUAGAGGCUGCGGCUGCAGCAGCAGAAGAAGAGACGCGUCGUCUGAGGGCUGAGCGUGAGGCCCGAGCACAGGAACUGGUAGCAAAGGCGGACGCGGAGGCACAGUUGGCCGCCAAGCGUGCUGAAGAGAAGGAGAAAGAAGCGAGGAAGGAGGAAUUAUUACAAGCUCUGGCCAAGCGUAUUAAGAAGGAGCGGGCAAAACGGGCUAGGGAAGAAACGACAGAACAAACGACCGGGCAUGAUAAGAAGCGACGCAAAAGAUUGCAAAUAAAGUCGGGUUCUGAGAUGCGGGUCAGCUCUCCAACGGAGGCUGGUGCGGAGCGAAUGCGUGAGAAACUGCUGGAAAAGCGGGAAUUGCAGCUGCGGGCUCGACUACUUUCGGCAAGUAGUCAAUUUACUCUUUAUCAGAAAGCAGAACGCAAAGAUGCUAAUCCUCACCUUCUCUUGCUUUAG